AUGGAAUAUAUAGAUAAUGAAGAACAUUAUACAUUUGAAUAUAAAAAUUCAAAGAAUGUAACUAAGGAAGUCACAGUAAGUGCAAGAAAAAUGGUACAUGAUUACAUCAAAUAUUGUGGUAAAAAAAGAAAAUAUAAAGGAAUAGAAAAUGAACUAGUUAUACCUAAAGAGAAUAAGUAUAAAAUUUAUAAGAAGAUAAUAGAAGAUGAAAAAUUAUACACAAUAAAAAUAGAAAAAGGUGAAGUGAUAAGAACAGUAAGAAACUUCACAGAUUCUGAAUUUGAAUUUAGUAACAUAGAAGAAAAAUUUAAUGACAGAAAUCAAUUAACAAAUAAUUAUAGUAACAAAAAAGAAUCAUUAUCUGAUCAAUCUCUCAGUAAUAUCAAACAAUCUUCUUUACAAGACAUAAACAGGUUAACAAGCGAUGAUCAAAUUUUUAAUAGUGAAAUGGAUAAGUUUCUUAAAAGAAAAAAAAUUCUAUAUAUAGCAAAUGCAUUAUACUCACACAAAAUACAAUUAUUGAAAUUAAUAAGUACAAUGAUGUCUGUUUAUUGGUGUGUAAUAACAGAUAAUCCUUCUUCCAAUAUAUUGAAUAUACAACCUAAAGAAGUGAGUGAAUCAAUCUGUCUUUCUCAAAUAUCAAAUGAUUGUAUCGAUGAAGAUUCAGGUGAUAAACCAGUUAUAAUAAUAAAAGAUGAAUCAAAUGAACAAACAGAAACUAAUAAGAUUGAUAUUAAAGCUGAGUACAAUAAGUUAGUUAAAAGUUUUAAUAAUUUGAAAAACAAAAAGAAUCAGAGUAUUAAAAUUAAAUCACCUCUCAAGUACAUUGCAAACAUUUUUAAAACAAGAAAGAAUAAAAAUUAA
This is a messenger RNA of Hepatospora eriocheir, 864 nucleotides long. Lineage: Eukaryota; Fungi; Microsporidia; Hepatosporidae. The record is from the annotation of a GenBank genome assembly.